AGAUGGCUCGAAGACUUUGAAGGCUCGAGUUUUUUUCCGAAGGGCUCAGCCAAGUUUCGAAGCCCGUCUUUUCCCGAGAAGCCAUGGAAGCCUUCGCGGAAUCUGUGUUGCGCCCUGGCAUCUUGGUACUGCAGCUGGGUCUUCUGCUAAAACUGAUCCAGCUUGUGGUCUCCUUUCUUCAAGCGAACGCAUGGUCCCUUCGAUCCAUGGUGGCCCGCGGGAACCAGAAAUGGCGCGAGCAGUGGAACAAAAUCAAGAGGCAGUACCUGGAAGAGGCUGAUGCUUCGGACCACAGUGGGCAGGAACUGGCGAGGAUGCGCUGCUCCUGGACACGUACAACUUGGUGGGUAUUUCUUGCAAUAAACCUGCCCCGCUUGCUGUUGCGACAAGUGCGGCGAUCGCCUGGGGACCAGACUGGGGAAGAGUUUGAAAUUGGACUUGUUUGGGUAUGCGCCAUGGGGCUGGUGAUAGUGUGGUGUCCACGACUGAUCAAUCCCUGCAGCCAGGAUGUCUUGUACAUGAUGGCGGCCUUGGGCAUGGAUGCUGCAAUUGUGAUUGCGGGGUUGUUUCACAACAUCGAUGUCAGGGACGUGAUCACUCUCACCUUUCCCGGCCGCUUCAUGUAUGCGGUGCUGGCGAAUCGCGCGUCCUGCGUGGUCUUUUGCAUAACCGCACACUUACUCCAAGCAAUCCACCUAUCCGUGGCGAGGCACGCCCAAGAUUCUCAAGCUGCAGGGUCGGGCGUCACCAUCCCAGAUUUGCUCGCCAUAUUUCUGGCGAUGUUUUGGGGCAUUUUGGCUGUUCGAAGGCUCCUGCUGGAGAAUGUGCUCCUGAGGGUGGACGUGCAGAAGCGGACUGUGGAGCUGGGGGCGGUCUCCUCCUUACUUGCUGCGUGCUACGAUGCAGUGCUAGAGGUGGAUCAAGGAUUAAGGCUCGCACACGAUUCGCCCCAGCUCUCUUCCAUGCUAUUGCGAACGCAAAGGGCGUCAGGUCUGUCUGAGGAGGUGUUGCCGAACUUGUUUCACGAGGAGGACAGGGCUCGCAUUUCGGAGCAAUUUCGGACUUCCACCAGCCAAUCUGCAACGGCGUUGAAUGCAGACAUACUGGACUCGGAUUUCAACCGUGUGAAGGUUGAGCUGGUAUGCGUGCAGUUCGACAACUUGACAAAUGACAGGUGCUUCCUGGUGGGUAUACGUGAGAUACAGGACUUUGAACGUGGUUCGCUUGCUGCAGCUCCAUUGCAUCCACCCACCAGCAGCGCUGCGGAUUUUUGCCUGGUUUUCGACUUGCAGUCGCUCGAAAUCCAAAUCAUGAGUGAUGGGAUGAAGCAGUUGUGCAAGUCGUUGCACCCGAGCGACAGCAUGCCGGACAGCAUUCUGGACAUUGUAAGCCCGGAGAGCCACUUGUCUUUGCGCAGUCAACUGCAGCGCCUGAAGGAGUCAGACGAGGCGGCUGCUGUAACCUUAAAGCUGCUGGGAUUUGGCGAGCGGCAAGCGUCCGUGACCAGGGAGUACGACCAAUUUUUGGAGCGCUGGGUUGCCAACAUGUUUAUUCCCACGGCGACUUUGACUCAAUCCAACCUCCGAAGUUUACCUGACGAGCGUGGGCGGCAUUUGGGACGUGGACGCUCCGACCACUCAAGCCUGAGCUCUCGGAGCUCGCGAUCCCGGCGUUCCCGUUCUCUUCGAUCCAGCUCCCGGGCUGAAAGCCGUGCAGCCGACCUCGCUGGGUCGAUCACUCAGCUGCAUGUGACCAAGAUCCCGCUCUAGCAGUCUUCGAGACAGAGCUCACGCGGGCUGAUCCUUAGCCGCGCAUGCGGAUGACAUGUUGCAAAGAUGAAGCAUGUUGUAAACUCAACAGGAAUAGACAAGCUUUUUGCCAUCCAUGGCUUGUGCAAUCGAAUUCGACCCAGCUUCCCGAUUCGUGGCCCAUCGCAUGAAAUGCAAAGCCAUAGCUUUCGGGAUCACAAAUGCGCACAUUUGCCAUUGCCGUGCUGCGUGCU
Effrenium voratum is the source of this 2002-nucleotide messenger RNA. The record is from the annotation of a GenBank genome assembly. Lineage: Eukaryota; Dinophyceae; Suessiales; Symbiodiniaceae.